Molecule: messenger RNA, 1980 nt
Organism: Daphnia pulex (common water flea)
Lineage: Eukaryota; Metazoa; Arthropoda; Branchiopoda; Diplostraca; Daphniidae
Product: cytochrome P450 2C5-like
Exons: 9
Coding region: 260-1852 (530 amino acids)
Biological process (GO): xenobiotic metabolic process
Cellular component (GO): cytoplasm; intracellular membrane-bounded organelle
Molecular function (GO): heme binding; oxidoreductase activity, acting on paired donors, with incorporation or reduction of molecular oxygen, reduced flavin or flavoprotein as one donor, and incorporation of one atom of oxygen; iron ion binding
Source: RefSeq, a predicted model, not a curated record
UCAAAUUUCCGAGAACUUUGUGCGAACUUUGCGUGUUCAAAGUCUCGUUUUGUAACUUUUGAGGACUGAGCUAUACAUUCAAAGUAAGGAUCGGAUUUAAAAAAUAAACACGAAAUUGUUUUUAGAUGAUAAUGUCAAGACUGAUUGCUCUGUCAGUCUUAAAUAAAAUGCUGUCAUUUGUAAUUUUAAACAUAAGGACCCAAGGGUGAGAGCCAACAUAAUCUGAUUAGCACGAUAGUAUAUAGGUUUCAUAGCCGUCAUGGAAACGUGCGCCAGUCUUAAAGUGCGAGUCCAAUCGAAUGCCCACAGCUUUCUCCGUCUGCAACAACCUUGCGAAAUGUUUAACCUGGUUUUAAUUGCGGUGGCGAUCCUUUUGUUGCCGAUCGCCAUCAAUUUGAUGUGGCGGAAACAAUCAAAGAGUUACCGUUUGCCUCCAGGACCUAAGCGAAAUCCCGUCUUCGGCAAUUUGUUGGAUUUAAUUCACUCUUCUAUCGUUUUAAAAGAAGCUCCGUUCCUCAAGUUCUCCAAAUGGGCUUUCCAGUACGGACCGAUAUGCUAUUUGCGAUUUUUCCGACAACGGGUCGUCGUGAUUUCGGACGCCCGAGUAGCCCAGCAGUUGUGCGUGGGCCAGUCGGACAAAUUUAGCACACGACCACCCGGACUAUUUUUAUCACGGAUACUAAAAGGCAGAGGAAUCGUGUUCAACGAUGGGCUGUCGUGGAAGGAACAUCGAAAUUUUGUCACUCACGAAUUCCGAAAAUUCGGGUUCGGCAAUCAAGCCAUCGAGCAGAGAAUUCAAAUCGUCGUUGACGAAUACCUCCACGAAAUCAGCAGAACGGAAGGCCUAGCUCACGAUCCGCAUCCGAAUAUCGCCACGGCCAUUUACAACGUCAUCUGGACUACAAUCAGCGGUGAGAAAUUCAAUUGGGACGAUCCUUUCCUUCGUAAAAUCAUCGCCAAUCUGGAGACUAACCUGCAAGCUGUCGAACUCACGGGACCACACAAUUACGUCACCAUUCUCAGCAUUUGGCACUUGAUUUGGCACAACGCUUUCCGGCUGCUGAUUAUCGUACUCAAGAGGUUGUCCUAUUUCAAGCAGCUCAUUUGCAAGUUCAAGAAUCAGCGAAAAGAAGCGCCAAUUUCCGAAGUUGAAGACUCGAUGAUGUACGACUAUUUGGUUAAGAUGCAAGGCUCCAAAACCAGUGGCGAAUCGACCGACUUUUCCGAAACGCAACUUUUGUGGCUCGUUUCCGAUCUGUUUAUCGCUGGUGGAGAGACGACCGUCACCAGUUUGCGCUGGGCUCUGCUUUGCCUGGCCAAAUUUCCAAAAGUCCAGGAACGUUUGCGACAAGAAAUAGUCGACACCUUUGGGCGGGAUUCAACACCGACGUAUUCGCAGCGGUCGCAGUUGCCUUACAUGGAGGCUUUUAUCCAAGAAACGCUGCGAUUUAACUGCUCCGUGCCCGGGAUGUGGCGAAAUACCGCUCAAGAUGCAACGUACGAGAAUUACGAAAUACCGAAGGACACGUGGGUCCUACUCCACUUUUGGGCCAUGAGUAAUAACAAGUCGCUUUGGGAAGACGUGCGGGAAUUCAAGCCGGAAAGAUUCUUAAAUGAUGACGGAACAUUCAAGAAAAACGAGAAUUUCUUGGCCUUCUCGGCAGGUAAGAGACAAUGCCCUGGAGAAUCUCUGGCUCGGACCGAACUCUUCCUAUUCACCCUGGGCAUUUUGCAGAAAUUCAUAGUGACUCUGCCGGACGGCCAGGAUGUAGACAUUCACAGCGGACAGUUUGGAGUCACUUACACUCCGCCACAUCACGAUAUUCGAUUUAUUCCCAUCGACACAGCUUAAAGAUGGUCUAAUCUUCUCACUCGCGCGGGAUAAUUUCCCUUUUUUAAAUUAGUUAAUGAGGACGAAUUAAAGUCAAAACACUCAAACGGUUUUCAGAAAGAAAAACACUGUAUGGAUUUCUUGUUUCA